Messenger RNA from Trichoderma virens Gv29-8, 1791 nucleotides. RefSeq lists its product as uncharacterized. Gene Ontology annotation, molecular function: DNA-binding transcription factor activity, RNA polymerase II-specific; zinc ion binding; transcription cis-regulatory region binding. The coding region runs from base 1 to 1791 and encodes 596 amino acids. The transcript has a single exon. Gene Ontology annotation, biological process: positive regulation of transcription by RNA polymerase II. Gene Ontology annotation, cellular component: nucleus. NCBI's taxonomy places the organism in Eukaryota, Fungi, Ascomycota, Sordariomycetes, Hypocreales, Hypocreaceae. The record is from RefSeq and is a predicted model, not a curated record.
AUGCAGACCCUAGAGCCAAGGAGCUCCGGCGUGCCGCAGCAGCCCUAUCGGGGCCGAGUCCGGAGCGGCUGCCUCACCUGCCGGUCGAGAAAGGUCAAAUGCGAUGAGCUCCGGCCGGUUUGUCACAAUUGCACGAGGCUGAAGCGGCGCUGCGUGUAUAAGCCGAGAAAGAGUCAGCCGGGCCAAGCAGUGACACCUCAGACCCCGGAGCAGCUCAUACCGGACGGAUCUGCUGAUAACAAUGCCUCGGGAUUUGGACAGUCGGCAGAGGUGGAAUUAGCCUCGCAGCAGUAUCCGAGUCCGCUGUCUGAAGGAAAGGAUGGCGUUUAUAUACAAGGGAUUUCGCUUGAUGGUGACCUCAGUAUUACUGAUGGCACCGAAACGAACCCAUUUCUAUCGCCGGAUAGCUCCAUCGUGGAUAUUACUGCGCGCUUGGAGAAGGCGCUGCGGCAAGAUGCCAUAUCUGGCACCACAGACGAUGCUGAAUUUGAGCCCGCCUCGCCUCCAACCUUGAUAUCCCGUGAUAUAGAACUCACAACCACUAUCGAUGUUUUGGCCAUUCGAGAGGUGCCUCUGCAGCCGUCGAUUUCAUUCUUCAUUGAGAGCGUCGACUGCCCAGCUAUAGCUCCUUUUGAUGCUAUCAAUUGGCGGCGCAUGAAGGCUCAAGUUGCCGAGGUUGGCAUGAGCAAUGAAGCCGUGGCCGAGGGGAUUGUGGCUCUUGCUACGCUUUAUAAGGGGCAGAUGUACGGUCUGCCGCUGUCCAAGGCCAUGUCUCUCUAUCAGUCUGCCAAAUCGACAUACGAAGAGCUCUUGGCCGAUAGUACCCAAGAUUUCGACAUCGUCUUGAUAGCAACGUUUCUUUUGAGUUUAUUCGAUGUUGUACAAUAUUACGAAACUGUUCCUCUUCUCAGAGAGCCGAGCGAAGCGUUUCUCACCAGAUUAAGGGCAUGGAAGCAAAGUCAACUCCCAUCUUCUCCACUUGUAAUCAGAAUUAUUGCCUGGUUGAGGAUACUUCAUACAACAACAAUACGCGGUGGAGGUACGGGGCUCCUCUCGGAUGACAUUUAUGAACUUUUCUCUAGCUGCGGCGAUAGCAUGCCCAACAUUGCUGCGCCGUUGAAUGACCCCUCGGACACAUCGACUCACAUUUAUGAGAUGCUCACCACUCCGAUCUUCUACUUUUAUUUUCAGCUCCAGAUGAUAUCUGGUGAAAUUGCGCAAAUGACCCAUUACCACCGCUCACGCACCACUGGCGUGGACCAAAAAGAUGUAGUAGAACAAAUGGCACACAUCAGCUCUCGAUUGCAUACUCUGUGGGAUAAUCGCUGUGCCACUCAGCGCCAAACUUCCGAGGACCUGCGUGCUCACCUUGCGCCCAAGGUUGCCGAUCCCAUCAUUGCACUGGUUGGAAUGGCUAGUGCGGCGUACCAUGCUGAAUUUAUUGAAAUCGGUCGCGUCUUAGGAGACCCCAUAUCUAGAUCUGCAGAAUCAAGGCAGGCAAUGCACCAUUUACGAGAAAUCGUUGACGGGGAUUGGAAUGCUCAGGAGGAAGGCGUUUUGAAGACGGGAUAUCUCCGCCCGCUCUUUUUAUAUGCAAUUGAGUGCAUGGAUCAAGCCGAGAAUAAAUGGGCUGUAGAGCGGUUGGAGAAGAUCAAGAAUCCAAUCUGCCGGAGCGACUUUUUCGCUGCGUUUGGCAGGGAACUUUCGGAGGCACAGCUGCGAAAGGAGAGGAGGGUUACGACCAAGUUUUUCUGUAUAUGGUAUUUUGGAGUGCCGCCUCCAUUUCUGUGA